AUGUGCCACCAGUACUACUCCAGCUUCACCCAGUGCCCCUGCCAGCUAAAGCGCUUCUUCUGGCGCUGCAAGCACGGCCGCCGAUCGCCCAAGUGCAAGUCCGUCCAGAAAGUCGUGCUCAAGUCGGGCGACGCGCUCUGCGAGUACCACGCCAUGGUAGACAGACGCCGAUGGGACCGAAGCCGGCGGUUCCAGCGCCACCGUGGCCGCAAACCACGGGCCGCGCCGGGCCCGAAACCGCUAUGCCGCGAGUCCGUUUCCUCCGCCAUGGUCGCCGACCCCUUUCUCUUCCCUCCUCCCGCCGACCCCUACGAUUCUUCCUGCUGGGAGAGCGAGCCGGACCCCGAGCCGGAAAGCGAGGAUCCGGAGAUCGGGUCGGAUACUAGCUCUGGCAGCGAGUACUCGGGUAACGAGGACUAA
Molecule: messenger RNA, 420 nt
Organism: Daldinia childiae
Lineage: Eukaryota; Fungi; Ascomycota; Sordariomycetes; Xylariales; Hypoxylaceae
Exons: 1
Coding region: 1-420 (139 amino acids)
Source: RefSeq, a predicted model, not a curated record